UGAUCUGAGCCAUCUAUAUAAGUCGGUUCUCCCCGUUUAGCUUCUGCAACAAAUGUCCAGAUAUGACGAAACUUCAAGUUGUAUCUACAUGUAUAAUUAGGUCAGGGAAACCCAUAGAGAGAAACUCCUCUAGCAAAAAAAUUCGGUUAACUCCAUGGGAUCUCCAACUCCUAACAGUAGAUCCUAUCCAAAAAGGACUAAUUUUUCGAAAACCAAAUCCACAGCAACAUAGAGAGUUAGCAACAUCAUCAGAAAUAAUCAAUCGCCUAAAAACCUCACUCUCUGAUACUCUAAAUUAUUUUCCUCUCCUCGCAGGCCGACUUGCUGCUAAUAAAAACAGUGAUAACACCUUAUCUUUCUUCGUUGAUUGCAGCAAUGAAGGAGCUGAAUUCAUUCAUGCCACUGCACCGGGCUUGACUAUGGCUGAUAUCUUGGAGCAAACUUACGUGCCAAAGAUUGUCAAAUCUUUUUUCCCACUGAAUGGAGUUCGUAACUAUGAAGGUGUUUCUAAACCUUUGUUGGCCGUGCAAAUCACUGAGCUAGUGGAUGGAUACUUCAUUGGUUGCACCAUCAAUCAUUGUGUAGCCGAUGGGACUUCAUUCUGGCAUUUCUUCAAUUCUUGGUCCGAGAUAUCGCGUACCAAAUGUUCUAAUCUUAUACUGAAUAAACCUCCAGUCCUCGAACGUUGGUUUCCUGAAUAUACUUCUUGUCCAAUUCACGUACCUUUAUCUAAGGAACAUGUCCAUGAUGAAUUCGAUUUGCCUUUGUUAGAAGAAAGAGUGUUCCAUUUUAGCAAGGAAAAAAUAGCUCAGCUCAAAGCGAAAGCCAAUUCUGAAUUUGGAACCGACCAAAAGAUUUGUAUCUCUUCAUUACAAGCCAUUUUGGCUCAUCUAUGGCAAUCUGUUAUCCGUUGCCGUAGUGAUGGUACUAACUUUGACGAAAAAUUUAGUUUCAAAUUACUUAUAGGUGCAAGGCCAAGGCUUCAGCCACCUUUACCUGAAGGCUAUUUUGGAAAUGCAGUCCAUUUUGUGAACGUGACCGCCACCGCUAAGGAGUUGUUGGAGCAUGAUUCAGGUUGGGCUGCUUUUCAAAUGAAUAAGGUGGUAGCCAUACAAAACCAUGAAGAGGUUAUGCAUUUUUACCAAAGUUGGGUGAAAAAUCCAAAGAUAGUGAAAAAGAGUGAGGUUGUGGCUAAUAGCUUAAUUGCUAGCAGCUCGCCGCGUUUCAAUGUAUACGGCAAUGACUUUGGAUGGGGGAGACCAGUUGCUGUGAGAAGUGGUGCUGGCAACAAACAUGAUGGGAAAAUGACAAUAUUUUGUGGGGCAGAACAAGGCAGUAUUGACAUUGAAGCUUGUUUGACCCAUGAAACUUUGCAUGCUAUGGGAGAAGAUACUAAAUUCAUGGGAGUUGUUACCGUUUAAUUUACGGACAUGGUUUAAAUUAUUACCAUCAAAUACUUUAGACUCGAUUCCAUUGUCAAUUUUUCUGUUGUUUUUAUUUAUUAUUGUGCGAUUGUUAAAACAAUGGAGUAAUAUAUCAAUUUAAUAAAUAUUUAAUAUUUAUAACA
This is a messenger RNA of Lycium ferocissimum, 1567 nucleotides long. RefSeq lists its product as uncharacterized. Bases 63 to 1421 code for a protein of 452 amino acids. The record is from RefSeq and is a predicted model, not a curated record. The transcript has 3 exons. Lineage: Eukaryota; Viridiplantae; Streptophyta; Magnoliopsida; Solanales; Solanaceae.